Amaranthus tricolor (Joseph's coat) is the source of this 1890-nucleotide messenger RNA. RefSeq lists its product as uncharacterized. The coding region runs from base 128 to 1675 and encodes 515 amino acids. Lineage: Eukaryota; Viridiplantae; Streptophyta; Magnoliopsida; Caryophyllales; Amaranthaceae. The record is from RefSeq and is a predicted model, not a curated record. Gene Ontology annotation, biological process: DNA strand elongation involved in DNA replication; DNA synthesis involved in UV-damage excision repair; nucleotide-excision repair, DNA gap filling. The transcript has 8 exons. Gene Ontology annotation, cellular component: nucleus; delta DNA polymerase complex. Gene Ontology annotation, molecular function: DNA-directed DNA polymerase activity.
AUCUCAUCUAAACUAGAAUCCAACAUAUAAAUGCAGCUGUGCGCCGCAGAUAAUGGCGGGAAAACGUUGCCCUACUCCUCUCAGUUCUCAAAACUUCUUUCACUCUUUCUUCUUCUGAAAUCAAAAAAUGUCAGAAAUCGAAACCCUAGGAAUUCUCGAAGAGAUUUCGUCCUUGGUUUCUGUUCGCCUCCAAGUGGUUUCUUACAAAUGGCUUAGUCGAAACUUUUUAGUUUCAUCAAAUGUUGCAAAAAAGUUACUUCAAGAGUUUGUGGAGAAACAAAAAGAUGAUUUGGAAGUUGUGUACUCUCUGGCGGGAUGGUUGAAGAAAGCUCCACCAACUUACCACAUUAGACUUGUUCCCGGGCCAAAACUUGCAGAAGCCAAGCAUGAUUUUGAUGGCAAUUGCUCAGUUCAAGUCUAUAGUGUACAAGCUUGUAUCCCAAAAGAUCCAGCUGCUAUUUGGAAUGCAGAGUUCAUUCAAGCUGAUGAACUUUUCAAGCAACCCAUUACAGCUGAAAAUUGUCUAAGAGAUAAUAGGUUCUGUGGUGUCUCGAAUUCCUUUGUUAAGCGUAAUGCUGAGGGCGCUCCUGUAGCCUUUCCAGUGCCAAAGACUAAAAGUGCAGGGCUUUCGGGUCAGGCUGUUGGUAGUUCUGCUAACCAAAUUGACACGAAUGUGCAACCCCAGCAAAAAAAGUUGGAGCAAGCUAGCCCAAAACUAGCUCUACAGUCAUCCAAAGUAACUACUUCCAGGACUGAAACUAACAGGUCUGGUACCUCUUUGCAAAACAAGGAGUCAGAUAAAGAAAAAACUUCUCUUCCUAAUAAGAGUAAAGGUCAGAGUGAUAAGACCUCGUCAGGAACUGGAAGCUCCUUGGCAAAUUUGUGGGGUCGUGCAUCGUCAAAAUCCAAACCUGUUAACUCUGUCGAAGAAAAAGGUGCUGAUUUUAAAGCAGUCAGUGCAGAUGCUCAAAUUAGUGCUCGUGAAAAUUCAGAGGCUGCAUGUAGUGAUGAUGAAUUAGAUGUCAAUUUCAAGAGAGUUUCGAAUGAUGGUGGUAAGAAGAGAAGGGUAGUUUUUGAUGACUCAGAUGAUGAUGAUGAUGGUGAUGGUGGUAAGAAUAGAACAUUGGACAUGAGAAAUAGCAAACUAAAGUUUGAAGAACGGGAGGAAUGUAAACCAAUAAUCAGGGAAGAGAAAGCUGUUGGUGAUCUCAACCAAUCUGGUCGAGAUAUUUCAGCUCAUGACAUGGAAAAGAGUGUGAAAAUUCCCACUUUGGAAGGGAUUCAGAGAACACCUGAGGUUGAUGCUGAUAGAAAGAAUAAACCUGCUGAAACUGCUCCUGGUUCUCCUAAAAGAAGAAAAGUAUUAAAGACACGGAUUGAUGAGCGAGGGAGAGAAGUUACCGAGGUGAUAUGGGAAGGUGAAGAGGCAGACUUGAAGGAUACAAAUGCAGGAAAGAGUAGUAGUGACAGUGUGAAAAAUUCUAAUGGCCAUGCCGGAAAGGCUGAAGAGAAUGGUCCAGCAAAUCCCGUCAACAGGCCUGCCGCUGCUAAGAAGUCGCCUGCAGUGGGAAGCGCAGCACCUUCUAAUGCCACAGGAAAAGGUGGCAGUAAGAAAGGAGCGAAUUCAAAGGAUCCUAAGCAAGGCAAUAUACUGUCGUUCUUUAAAAGAGUAUGAUCCCUGUCUGACUUGACGUUAUGCUUAUGUGUAGACCUUUCGUCGUUUUCUUUUUGUGAAUUAUUUUUUUAAAAUCAAAUACAGGGUUUGCCACUAGGUUUAGUAAUGUAAUUGUGUUGUAUUCUCAUAAGCAUUGAGCACAUAAUUUUCUGCUUCAUUUGACAUGCCUCUGCUGUUGUACUGUGAAAUGGUGCAUAUACAUAUAUUCUUGAAAA